Letharia columbiana is the source of this 1563-nucleotide messenger RNA. RefSeq lists its product as uncharacterized. Gene Ontology annotation, molecular function: oxidoreductase activity. The coding region runs from base 1 to 1563 and encodes 520 amino acids. The transcript has 9 exons. The record is from RefSeq and is a predicted model, not a curated record. Lineage: Eukaryota; Fungi; Ascomycota; Lecanoromycetes; Lecanorales; Parmeliaceae.
AUGCAGUUCAAUGUUCGGAACGUUUUCUGUGCUUGCCUGGCUCUGGGAUUGGCCAAUGCCUCGCCGUUGCAGAAGCGUAAUGGCACGUGCCAGAAGACCAAGGUUGCCAUUCUCGGUGCAGGCACAGCAGGGAUAACCGCUGCUCAAGCUCUCUCCAAUGCCUCUGUAACGGACUUCUUGAUCGUGGAAUACAACAGCGUUAUCGGAGGGAGAGUUGCCCAUACUGCCUUUGGCGCAAAGAAUCAAUCAUAUACCGUGGAACUGGGCGCCAAUUGGGUCCAAGGCACAUUCACGCCUGGAGGCCCAGUCAAUCCAAUAUGGAUAUUGGCCGAGCUUUCAAACUUGACGAACACCUAUUCCAACUACUCGUCGAUCGAGACCUUCAACCAGAAUGGUGCUGUGGAUUUCACAGAUCUGAUUGAUGAUUAUGAGGGGGAUCCAUAUUCGACGGUGGAGCAAGAUGCGGGAUACAUUCUGAGCGACAACCUACAAGAUCGGAGCUUUCGAUCUGGAUUAAGCCUUGCGGGCUGGAAACCGGGCAAUGACAUGGAAGCCCAAGCAGUCGAAUGGUGGGAGUUCGAUUGGGAGUAUGGGCAGAGUCCAGAAUUGAGCUCUCAAGAGUUUGCUAUUGUCAACUAUAACACGACGUUCUAUCAAUAUUCGGAUGCGAACAACUACGUCUUCGAUUCGCGUGGCUUCAAUGCCUUCAUACGAGGCGAAGCAUCGACAUUUUUGACUGCGAAUGACCCAAGACUAUUGCUCAACACGAUUGUCACGAACGUAUCCUACAGCGACAAGGGUGUGACGGUAUACAAUAAGGAUGGGAGUUGUGUCGAGGCUGACUAUGCGAUUUGCACAUUCUCUCUUGGCGUCCUGCAGAAUGAUGCUGUAACCUUUUCUCCGGCCUUUCCCUCUUGGAAACAAAUGGGUAUCGAGACCUUUUCAAUGGCUACCUAUACCAAGAUCUUCCUGCAAUUUCCUCCCGAUGAGGUGUUUUGGAACACAUCCUACCAAUUUUUUCUCUACGCCGACCCUAAUGAGCGUGGCUAUUACCCUGUUUGGCAAUCCCUAGAUAGCCCAGGCUUCCUUCCAGGCUCUGGUAUCAUUUUCGUGACCGUCGUGCAGGAUCAAAGCUAUGUGGUAGAGAAUCAGGAUGAUGCGACUACAAAGGCCCAAGUCCUGGAUGUGCUGCGGGACAUGUUCGGCGCUGAAAAUGUCCCUGAACCAAUAGCAUUCAUGUACCCACGUUGGAGCUUGGAGCCAUGGGCCUAUGGCAGCUACUCCAAUUGGCCUCCUGGAACGAGUCUGGAAAUGCACGAGAAUCUCAGAGCGAAUAUCGGCCGACUUUAUUUCGCUGGCGAAGCAACGAGUACGGAAUACUACGGCUUUCUGCAUGGGGCAUGGUUUGAGGGCCAGGCUGUAGGCACGGAAAUUGCUGAUUGCUUGAAGGGGAAUUGCACUGGUGAGGUGCAUUAUAACGUGCUACAUGGAACAACGCCACCUCGUGAGUACGAUAUCGAGAACGGAUGGGACGUCACAAGCUUCCAGACGAACGGCUUUUAG